AUGUCGUUGUCCAGCCUCAAACAUCUGCUCGAUCAGAAGUUCCACCCACCUCAACCCGCAACAGAAUCGUUUGCUGGCAGGACCAUUCUGUUGACCGGUGCAACCAGCGGUCUUGGUCUUGAAGCCGCUAAGAAACUCGCUGGCCUCAAUGUUUCCAGGCUCAUCAUCACCGCGCGAAGCGAAGACAAAGGUCAGGCUGCAAAGAAGGAGAUUGAAAAGUGCUUGCAGGACGCCGCCACUUCAUCGACAGAGAUCGUUCCAAUGGUCCUCGACAUGAGCAGCUUUGCCGGAGUGCGACAGUUUGUCGAUAAUCUCAAGUCACAAGUCCAGAGCCUGGAUGGUGCGAUCCUCAAUGCAGGAACGAUACAGGUGAAAUACGUCCAGAGUUCUGACGGCUGGGAGGAGACUCUCCAAGUCAACGCUCUCAGCACAUUUCUCCUCGGCGGGUUGUUGCUGCCUCUGUUGAUUGCUGCCGCGGAGAAAGGCAAGAAGGACUACAAACCUCAUUUGACAUUCAUAUCUUCCGGUUUAGUGUGGAAUACCCCGCCGGAGCAGAUCAAGGUCUUCAUAGAAAGUGAAACACCGCUUGAGGAUCUCAGUGCACGGCAAAACUUCCCGCCUGGAGCAUUUGGCGGGAGCACUCAGUACGGCAGAUCCAAACUUGUGUUGGAGUAUGCGGUGCGCCACCUGGCUGCCAUACCUUCGAUAAAAGGCACCGAUGGCCAGCCGAAGGUCAUCAUCAACACUACUUGCCCCGGAAUGUGCAAAAGUGAUCUCGGCCGACAGAUGGUUACCAACUUCGUGAUAAGGAUCAUCAGCGCGGUUCUCUUCGCCCUAGUCGCGAGAACCGCUGCACAGGGAGCAAACACGUAUACCACGGCGCUCGUACAGGGCGUCGACACACAUGGAGAGAUGUGGAAGGACGAUCGAAUUUAUGAGCCAGGUCCAAUCUACACCACUGAGGAAGGUCGGAAGUUUGGUGAUAGGGUCUGGAGUGAGGUGCUGCGAGUGAUGGUCAAGGCAGAUCCCAGUAUCAAGCUGUUCAUGGGUUGA
Molecule: messenger RNA, 1053 nt
Organism: Capronia epimyces CBS 606.96
Lineage: Eukaryota; Fungi; Ascomycota; Eurotiomycetes; Chaetothyriales; Herpotrichiellaceae
Exons: 1
Coding region: 1-1053 (350 amino acids)
Source: RefSeq, a predicted model, not a curated record